AUGAUGCCUAUACGUGAAAGUCAGAUUCAUCUCUUCCACAAGGUAGACCGAGAAGUGUUCUGUUGCUUGCUUCUGAAACUGUCUCUGGAACCUUCUCAGUGCCUUCUCAUAAUGUCCCUCUGGCUCUGGCUCGAGAACGUAGGGUACCCUAACGUCGUCCCUCAGCUCGUAGGACUCUCUAGUCCUCUCCUCAACGCUGUGGCCAAAGAAGCUCAAGCUUGCCUCAAGUGUCUCGAAGAGGAUAACCCUCGCAUCCCUAAAGGUGGUGGCCUCCCUCUCACUUCCACACUCAUUGAAAAGGACAUUUCCCUCCAACUCUUUCACCUCAAAAGGUUCACUGCCAUCGCCGGAAUCAAGAGCGUCCUCAACAACGUCUCCGUCAGAAUCUUCUCUGAUAUAUUACACAACGUUCUGAGUAUUAAUAAUAACGGCGCCGUCAGGUCCGGAUUCGGCCCGGGUCCGGGAACGAAUGGGUCGUUGUCGAUUCCGGGUUUUCCGCAUCCGGUGUUCGGGAACGUGACCGUGCCGCCGUUGAGCCACGACUUGCCGGUGGAGCUGUGGUGGUACGAUGACUUGGACGACAACGUGUCGUGGAGCAGCAGGCCAUCGGAUGACGUGAGGGACGAGGACAAGACGAUGUUUCUGACAUUCUCGAGGGGAUUUCCGGUGACGGAGGAGGAGGUGUUGCAUCUGUUCACGACCAACUUCGGGGAUUCGAGUGUGCGGGUCAUAAACAUGGGAGAACCGGACGCUGCGAACGAGCAGCCACUGUUCGCGACGAUGGUGCUGGACAGUGUGGCUACCGUCGACGAAAUCCUGAUGGGGAAACGCAUCGCCAAGUUCAAGAUUAACGGCAAGCACAUCUGGGCUCGCAAGUACGAGAAUCGUGUCUGA
Messenger RNA from Prosopis cineraria, 894 nucleotides. RefSeq lists its product as uncharacterized. Bases 1 to 894 code for a protein of 297 amino acids. The record is from RefSeq and is a predicted model, not a curated record. The transcript has a single exon. Lineage: Eukaryota; Viridiplantae; Streptophyta; Magnoliopsida; Fabales; Fabaceae.